GGGCAGUGUGCGUGCAUACAACGUAUAGUAACAAUUUUUUUAGGCACGCGCGCACUACUGGAAGUCGGUUUGCUACGUACAGUCGCCGAGCCGGCGCCACUCUCUGCUAUACGUUUUCCUGCUAACCUACUCGAAGACGUUGUGAACUGGACUCGGAGCUACUCUACCCUACUCUGUGCUGCUCUAAGCUGUACUCUAACCGUUCUACACACAAACACAAACGUAGCAUCCUUCCUCUCUCUCUUUCUCUCUCUCUCUCUCUAUACACACGCACACGCACAGAAAGAAUUUGUUAUUUCCUAAGCUUUUUGUCGUGGUGGAGAUUGGGGUGUGCAUUGGGAAGGGCUCUGCAUCGAGGAAGGUUGGACGCUGAGGCCUGGGCUGAGCAUUUGAGCGCGGCAACAUGACUGAAGAUAUCAGAUCAAGUGGACACGGCGAGGGAUCGACAUGAGCAGCCAGUCAAUCAGGUGGAUGACCUGUCAAGUGGAAGUCUGACACGUUUGGCGCUCCAGAAGGUGGUUGGUCGGGAAAUAGAGAAAAAGGUGGAAGGAAGAAGGAGACAAAGAGGGGGGGGGGUGUUUCUUGGCUUGAAGGGAUUUUUCUGGAGUUUGCGGAAGUGUGGAAAAAAGAGAUGGGGCGGCCAAAGUAUUCCUUCCCAAUAAUAGAGGGAGCACAGCUGUUAGCAGAGUUACGCGUGUUCCUGAAGCAUCAGUUCAAUGACGAGGACGUUUUGGCACCUCACAUGGAGUCUAUACUACCCAUCUACGAGGAGCUUGUCGCAAUUGCGCUUGGACAAAGAAAGGAAAGUUUCUGUGCUCCAGAAUUAGAAGCUUUUGAUGGUGCUGAACAACCUGAUCUUUUGAUAGACUUUUCGAGUAAUGGGCUCUUUUUCGGUACUGCAAGGUAUCUCAUGAACCUAGCAGGAGUUAAGGACUUCAAGAUGAAGGAUUUCAUUAAGCCGGAGCCACAACGCACAGCCAGAAACAUAAGUGCACUCGUUAACUUUUCGAAAUUUAGUUUUGCUGAAUACCAGGAUGUCAUCCAGGUAGACAACCAUGAACUUGUCCAGGUAAGGUUUGAAGAUGCGGUGCAUCUCUGUCUGGAAGGUACUUGGGGCGUUGCAAAGUCCGAAUGGCAUGACCAGGAACUCCAGGAGGACAUCCUCUGCGUGGACAGCUUGGUCCGGAAGCAGGCUCGACUUAUCGAUGAACUGCUUGACCGGGUACGCCGGCUGGAACAGCAGCCUACAACAGCCGGGCCCGCCGGACCCUCCAACUUGACGGACCGCAUCAACGUGUUGGAAAUCGACGUCCGGAUUCUCAAGGACGGCGCUCUAGCGACAAAUCAGCAGAUUGACCAGCAGAUUUGUGCCGCCGCAGCCAGUCCGACCGCGACUACUCGGGAGAGCAUUCCGAAGUUUGACGGCAUGCCGAUCUUCUACGAUGCAGCGAAGACCGACCCGAUUCCAUGGUGUGCCCUGGCGACUUUUCAAGCGGCAAUGACCAACGACUUUCGUGCGAUGUUGGAUCGGUUCGUGCUAGUCUACUUGGACAACAUUCUCAUCUAUAGUCGGACAUUGGAGGAUCAUCUUGAGCACUUUCGACGAGUGUUGGAGACGCUCCGCCGCGCCAAGUACAAAGCCAACCACGACAAUUGCAAAUUUGUCCGGAAAGAGUUGGAAUACUUGGGCUAUUUCGUCACAGCGGAGGGCAUCAGUCCGUUGUCGGACAAGGUUCAAGCCAUCCAAGAGUGGCCGGAGCCGCAGAACGUCUCAGAUGUCCGUUUGUUCCUUGGCCUUGCCGGCUACUACCAACGUUUUAUCAAGGGAUGCUCGAAGAUCGCGGCCCACUUGACCAAGCUUCAAUGCGAGGAUCGACCGUUUGACUUCGGAGAGGAUGCGCGGGAAUCAUUUUUGGCUCUCAAAGCCGCUCUGUUAUCUGCGGAGGUCUUGCGCAUGUACGACCCGCUAUUGCCAACGCGCGUCGCUACGGAUGCGUCUGGCUAUGGCAUUGGCUCUUCCAAUACUGCCGACCGCCUCACCGCAUUGGAGAUGCACGUGGGCUCCCUCCAGGACGACGCACAGUUACAGCAGACCGCGCCGCAACAGUUGCAACAACGGAUCUGCACUACCGCCACCACCUCGAGUCCGGAGCCGCGCGAGACAGCUCCUAAGUUCGAUGGGCAGGAGAUCUUCUGCGACUCAAUCAAGACAGAUCCAAUUCCAUGGUUUCGCAAGUUCGAGCUCACGCUGCAGCUCCACAACGUCAAGGAACACAAGCAUCACACCUGCUUGUACUCUCGCUCAGGGGGCGCGUGUCAGGCUUGGUUGGACAACCUGUUGUCCAAGUACGGAGUGGUAGCGAACGACUUGCACACCAAGAUCACCUGGGAUGAUCUGAAGGCGGCGUGGCACAAGCGGUUCCAGGUGGAGCCACCAGAGAUCAAAGCCAUGGACAAGCUUAUGGUCUUCGAGCAAGGCACGCUGCCGAGUACGGACUGGAUCGCCGAGUACCAACGCUUGACGUCAGUCCCAGACAUCCAGAUGGGCUUCAAGGCCAUCCGCUAUUACUUCAUCUCAAGGUCAUGUCCGACAUUGAGCAAUGCCAAGGCGCACGUCGAGGACACCUUGAUGACGACGACGGAAUUAUUUGACAAGGCUGCGCAGAUCAUCGUCAUGAACAAGGAGGCCAAGAACCUCCGUUCAUCUGCGUCAGGCCCGAGCAGGGACCAGCAUCGGCCAAGAGUGGCCGUGGUCGCAGCGGCAGCGCCGUUAGACCAAACCAGCGAGGCUGUGUCUGCCAGUGAAGGGGACAGAUUCGCAGCCGCCCGGGAAGGUGGCCUCGCCGGCAGAGGCCGAGGACGAGGCAAGACGAAGACACACACCUUACCUUACUUCUAUGCACCACCAACUUCGCCGACGGAUGACGAAGUCGCGGUGGGGGACAUCCUGGCAUAUACUACCAGGGUGGUCCGCGAGUUUUGCACGCAGUGGUACGAUAACAACAAUGCACCGCUCAUGUAUGUCCGCAUCCAUGUUGGGCAAGCGUCCUGCAGCGCUUUGCUGGAUAGUGGCGCGACUCGCAACUUCAUGAGCCAAUCUUUUAUGCAAAGGGCUGGCCUUGGCGCACAAGUUCGGAGGAAGGCAAACCCGACGGAGAUCAAGUUGGCGGAUGGAAAGACGCAGCAACUGCUCGACCGUUACAUUGAGGCCGUAUCGGUCUACUUCGCACCUCAUGCAUGCGAACCGGUGACAUUCGAUAUUCUCGACACGGACUUCGACAUCAUUAUGGGAAUGCCUUGGCUUGCAAGUGCGGAUCACACUGUCAACUUCCAUUGGCGGACCCUUAGCGUUCGCGACGCCUUCGGUGCGGAAACCGAGGAGAUCGGCCUAUGUUUCUUAUGGACCGUCGCGGUAGCCGACUUUUCACCCACGGACUUGUCUUCAGACCCCCGUGUGGUACAGUUGCUGGACGAGUUCGCCGACAUCUUCAAGUCACCUACCGGUGUGGUGCCGGGUCGGCCAAUCUCUCACGAGAUCAUUCUUGAGGCCGGUGCCGUGCCGCCGAAAGGUUGCAUGUAUCAGAUGAGCGAGGAGGAGAUUGAGCACCAGUUGCCCAAGGGCUGGAUCCGCCCGAGUAGCUCCCCAUAUGGAGCACCAGUUCUCUUCGUCAGGAAGAAGAACAAGGAUCUACGAUUGUGUAUCGACUACCGCAAGCUCAACGCGCAAACCGUCAAGAAUGCGGGGCCUCUUCCUCGCAUCGACGAUCUUCUUGAGCGAUUGGGCUGUGCAAAGUACUUCUCCGAGUUGGAUUUGAAAUCAGGUUACCAUCAAAUCUCGAAUCAGUCGAACGAUCGCUACAAAACCGCGUUCAAGACGCGGUACGGGCAUUUUGAGUGGAUGGUCAUGCCUUUUGGCGUCACCAACGCCCCGACAACAUUCCAGGCGGCGAUGACCAAUGAGUUCCGUGCAAUGUUGGACCGGUUCGUGCUGGUCUACUUAGACGAUAUUCUCGUCUAYAGCCGGACAUUGGAGGAUCAUCUUGGACAUCUUCGACGAGUGUUGGAGACGCUCCGCCGUGCCAAGUACAAGGCCAACCGUGACAAGUGCGAAUUUGUCCGGCAASAGYUGGAAUACUUGGGCCAUUUUGUCACACCRGAGGGCAUCAGUCCGCUAUCGGACAAGAUUCAGGCCGUCCAAGAGUGGCCGGAGCCUCGGAACGUCACGGAUGUCCGCYYGUUCCUCGGUCUUACCGGCUACUAUCAGCGCUUCAUCAAAGGCUACUCCAAGAUCACGGCCCACUUGAACAAGCUUCAGUGCGAGGAUCGGCCGUUUGACUUCGGAGAGGAGGCGCGAGGAUCAUUCUUCGCUCUCAAAGCUGCGCUAUUGUCGGCGGAGGUCUUGCGGAUAUACGACCCGCUCGCACCUACACGUGUCACUACGGAUGCGUCAGGCUAUGGCAUUGGUGCAGUCCUAGAGCAACAUGAUGGUGUGGACUGGCACCCGGUCGAAUACUUUAGCAAGAAAGUGCCUCUCGUGCAUUCCAUUGACAAUGCACGCAAGGAGCUCCUCGCCUUCGUCCACGCGCUCAAGCGGUGGCGGCACUUCCUCCUUGGUCGAAGCCAGUUUCGAUGGGUAACGGAGAACAAUCAACGCUGCAAAUCCCGCAACCAUCGUCCGUAUAGCGAGUUACGAUCAUUCCCAAUCCCAUUGAGGCGAAGGGAAGCGAUUGCCACGGACAUCACCGGCCCGUUCCCCAAGCACAAGACUGGAGUGGAUGGGAUUCUCACGGUGGUCGACCGACUCACCAAGUUCGCCAUGUUUUUGCCUUGUCGCUAUCAUGCCAAGGCACCGGAGUUGGCCGAGGCUCUGUACGCCGGUUGGAUUCGCACCAAGGGUUACCCCAAGGAGAUCGUCUGCGACCGCGACACUCCGUUCAUGUUCGGUUUUUGGUUGGCGCUCAUCAAGCUAUGGGGCUCAUCUCUCAAGCCUUGUUCAGCUCGCCACCCUCAGACCGAUGGCCAGACGGAGAGGGCGCAUCAGACCGCACAGGUUCUCCUUCGCACUGUCAUCCCCCCCGACCAGAAAGACUGGGUUGAGCGACUGCCGGACGUUGAGUUGGCCUACAACUCUUCUAUCCACCCGGCUAUUGGGAUAUCGCCCUUCGAGUUCGAUCACGGCUCGCCGGUCACGUCACCGUUGGACACGAUUACUCCACGCACGGCCGAGAGCGACGACCAUCUUCUUUUCUUGCGUCGGAUGCAAGAGCUUCUUGUCAAGGCACGCGACCAGAUGGCUAAGACGCAGCAGCGCAUGAGCCAACAGGCAAAUCGCGAGCGUCUUCCUUGUCCAUUCCGCGUCGGGGACCUCAUCUUUCCAAUAGUGGCAGUAGUUAGCCUCAAUCAAGAAGCCAGCAUGAUCCAAUGCGAUCUUGCUGAACUUCUCGCAUCACUCGAUGGCUCGACGAUCUGGUCAAUAUCCACUUCGCCAUCCAUGGUUGGGGGCAGCAUUGAUCUUCUGGAAGGGAACUGCUCAGUAGCAGCAAAAGGUGCUAACUUAGAGGCAUGGAACACAGGGUUGGUGCGUGGAUGCAAGGUCUUCAGCAAGAUCGAUCUCAAGUCUGGUUACCACCAGAUUGAAGUUGACCCUGCAAACCAGCAUAAAACUGCAUUCAAAACUCGAGAUGGGUUCCCGUCUCACGCGAAUCCUCUAGGAUUACUCAAACCACUAUCUAUUCCAAUUGAACCAGGUGAGUCCAUCUCCAUCGACUUUAUGGGUAUCACCAAGAGUCGAAACGGGAAUAGUCAGGUAAUGGUGAUUGUUGACAGAUUCUCCAAGUACAUCGAAGACGAAGCUGGAGCUAUGGCGCCACAGCAACUAGCAGCGUAUUGCGAUAGGCAAGGCCGACGCCAACAGCAGCACAGCGCAAUGCGUAGCUUGCUAGCAUGGCGGAUAAUGACGAAGCGGCAUGAGGCCAAUAUCGGCACGCAGCAACCAGCAGUUCAUCGCGAUAACAGGGCCGGCGCUAACAGCAGCACAGCGCAGCGCGUAGCUUGCGGGGUGGCGGGUAAUGGCAAAGUGGCAGGAGGCAAGGCAGAAACCCGAAAGGGGACUAUUACUACCCCCUACACCGCCGAGCAGCAAGAGAAAAUGGCCGCCUUAGUCAAAGAGAACAGGGAGAGAAAAGAGCGCGAGAAGCAGGCGAAGUUAAAAGCUAUCGCAGAUGAGCAGGCGACCAAGAUGAAGGAGUUGGAAGAGGAGAUGGAGAAAAGGAAGAAGGCUGCUGAAGAAGAAGCGGCAGCAGAAGAAGAAAAAGAGAGGAUGAGGAUUGAAAGUGGAGAAGGGAGCAGUGGAGGCACGAUGAAGAGGGACAUAGACGCAGAGAUCGAGAAGAACAUAAGCGUGUGGGUUGCUCAUUUAUCGCUAGGGGAAGACGAAGAGGCGGAGUCCUACGUGACUGAUGAUGAGCGGGCUACAUUAGCCGCUGAACUAGCAGCAAUGCAGGACCCCAUGGAACGGCGAGAAAGGGAAGAGGAACAUAAAUUGUCAUGGAAGUUACGAAUGAAGAGGGAGAAGAAGAGGAGGAGAGAGGAAGUAAGCAAAAUGACCGCAGAAGUGGCAAAGGUUCAGGACUGUAGGAGAGAAGUGGAGGCCCAAGCAGACGAUAAGGCCAGGUGGGAUAAGGUACUGGGGUACCUAGAGGUGUUGGGCAAAGCCUGGAUGGAGGAACGUCAGGCAAGUUGGAGCCAAGACGUUGCUUUGAGUGCCAUGCGGUCGGGGUUCAGAGACUUUGCGCGCGAAAUCGUUACCCACAUUGGGGGCGAAGUCAAGCAGUUGAGAGACAAUGUGGGGAAGUUUUGUGAUAGCGCUAUUGAGGGCGCCAAAGCGAUAGCUGCUGUAGAGGGUGAGGGCAGACCCCGUAAAGACCCAGUAAAGCUCAAGUUCCCAGACGCAUACGGGGGUAAAAAGGAAGAAAACUUUGACAACUGGGAAGCCAUUGUCAAUAGUUAUAUCUAUUUACAACACAUCCUGGCAGAGGAGCAAGUCCUCGUGGCCUUUCAGGCCCUCAAGGAUGAAGCGACUAGUUUCGCUAGGUCCCUUGCGCGCGCAGCCGGUUGUGAAAACAACCUGGUUGCAUAUUCAAAGGUCACUCCCCUUUCUCAAUUCCUCAAGCUCCUGAAGGAUCGAUUAACCGACCCAAUGAGAGGCAUUCGUGCCUCUGACAAGCUACAAACAAUCCACUCACGACAGUGGAGGAGUGCAAGGGCACUCAAGGGAACCAUGGACGACUUGGUAGCCGUCCCGGACCAUGGGGUCACUGAGACCCAGUUGGUCCAGUUAUUCUAUCGUGCCAUACCAGAGGCCUUGCGUGGGCAUUUCUUUGAUAAGUCUCAACAGGCCGACAUCGCGUAUGAUGCAUCAAGUAGAGAAGUCGUCCUGAGUAGAGUAGGGGCCCUUAUAGACUCAGGGGCCACCCGCAGUUACAUUAGCCGCAGAGCGCUGAAAAAGUUAAGGCUAGGAUUAAAAGUCCAAAAGCUAGUAGACCCCAUAGUCAGUGUCCUCGCAGACAACCGCAUGAUGCGAGUUGAGGACUACGUAGAGGGAGUCCAGGUGUACUUUCGCCUAGAGAAGGAUGGGAAGGUGGAGAAAGUUCUCCAUUCCCUGACUCUCCUCGUACAGGAUGACCUUCCUUUUGAUGUAGUCCUAGGAAUGGAUUGGGGAGAAGCAGCAGGGGCCACACUCCAUUUGAGAGAGCAUGAGUGCAGGCCCCCUAGCCCAUCAGGCGAGGUUAAGACUGCCCGCCUGUUUCAUGUGUCAGGUGUAGACAACGCCUUGGCACAUUGCUGUCUCAGUGCUCCCGCGUUCGCGCGGUUAGUAAAGAAGGAGCGAUUAGAAGAACAGGUCUUUGUAGUUUAUGUUCGACCUUUCACUAAGGCCAACAAAGAGGAUAGUUCCACAGAUCCAACCAUUGCCAAGCUGUUGGAGGAGUUCAAAGAUUUGACCGAGUCGCCGACAGGAGUAGUGCCGCGACCCAUCCAGCAUCAAAUAGAGAUAGAACCUGGCAGUAGAACUCCUAAGGGAGCAGUCUACAGAAUGUCCCCUAGAGAGUUAGAGGAGCUGCGGACGCAGUUAGAUGAGCUCCCAGAGAAAGGUUGGAUCAGGCCCAGUUUGUCUCCUUUUGGAGCACCAGUUUUGUUUGUCCCCAAGAAGGAAGGAGAGCUGAGAAUGUGUAUAGACUAUAGGGGUUUGAACGCGAUUACUGUGAAGAAUGCUGAGCCACUGCCCUUAGAUGAUCUUCUAGAUCGGGUGCAAGGUUGUCUUGGAGAAGUUGAGGGAGUCAACUUCAAGAUCAACGCAAAGAAGUGCGAGUGGGCCAAGACACAAGUUCUGUACUUGGGCCACGUAUUAGACGGAGAUGGCAUAAAGCCAGAGGACAGCAAGAUAGCGGCAAUUAGAGAUUGGCCGACACCCCGCACAUUGACAGAGUUGCGGUCGUUCCUAGGCCUAGCCAACUACUACAGUAAGUUCGUGAGGAACUUUUCUACUAUCACCGCUCCCCUGCGCCAGUUGCUUAAGAAAGAAGCAAUCUGGCAAUGGGACAAAGAUUGUACGUCUGCGCUAAAGAAAUUGAAGCGCGCGUUAAUAGAGGACCUUGUCCUCAAAGUAGUUGAUCCGUCUUUGCCAUUUGUCGUCACCACGGACGCAAGUCUGUAUGGGAUAGGCGCCGUGUUGCAGCAAGACGACAACAAUGGCUACAGACCCGUAGAGUUCAUGUCAGUGAGGAUGCCUUCAGAGAAGGUUGCUACCUCGACGUACGAGAGAGAACUCUAUGCUCUCAAGCAGGCUUUAGAACACUAGAAGCAUUACCUGCAGUGUACUCUGACCACGAG
Messenger RNA from Chara braunii, 8889 nucleotides. NCBI's taxonomy places the organism in Eukaryota, Viridiplantae, Streptophyta, Charophyceae, Charales, Characeae. The record is from the annotation of a GenBank genome assembly.